This is a messenger RNA of Seriola aureovittata, 960 nucleotides long. It is a transcript of the gene gra, whose product is annotated as granulito. The transcript has 7 exons. Lineage: Eukaryota; Metazoa; Chordata; Actinopteri; Carangiformes; Carangidae. The coding region runs from base 92 to 478 and encodes 128 amino acids. The record is from RefSeq and is a predicted model, not a curated record.
CCGGAAGUUAUGGUUUUGCUUCGACUAGCAUGACACCGGUGAGGUGAGCAGACAGAAAACCACGCUGCGGGAAUUUGAUAAAACCACAGACAUGGAGGUAUCAAGGAGAAGGAUCCUCCAGAAACAUCUGGAGCCUGCGAGACCCCUGCGUCGCUGCAUCCAUAUUGACAUGGAGCCCAAAAUAAAUGCUGCCACAUGUGCACAGGCACUGAUGGAGGAAGUGGAUCAAGAGACAGAUAUUAGCAUAGAGCAGUUCUACAAGAUUGUCAACCUCCAAAAACAUAACGAAGGCAGAAUAUCUUACACAAGAGAUUUUUUAAUUGGGUUGGCAAGUUGUCCUGAGGCCAGGAAGAAGCCGGAAUUCUUGCCAGAGCACCCCAUAGUCUUAACUGAGGCAAGAGAUCCUGGGGACCUAAGGCUUCAUGAAAUGGGUGGUGGAAAAGAGGAGAUGGCGGCAGUAAGACUUCACUCACCUUAAAAAAUUUGCACUGGUGUUCACUGUUUACCCCAAAGAGUGUUUGUUUUUACCUUUUUACUUUUCUUGUUGAAUUUUAUUUAACUCGUGACAUUUAUUUUGCAUGUUUAUUAUUUGAUAACUAUUUGAAGUGAAGUUGCACAAGUCAUAAUACUAAACACCACUUUAUUUGCUUAAGUAUGAGUGUUGCACUUUAACUUAUAUUUUCUGCUGUGUAGGAUUUUGGCUACGGUGAAGUAUUUAUAUUGUGUAGAAAUGGUCUAAACAUAAGAUAUUAAUGGCUACUUUUCAAAAAACUAUGGGGGAAAAUUGCCCUUUUAUGCAGACUCGUCAUUACUCAUACUGGAAUCAUAAAAAACACUUCUUAAAGUGACAGUGAACAAAAUGAUGUUUGCCAUCAGCUGGGGUUAUAUCAGCAUUGUGAUUUAACAUGUCUUUCCAAACAUGUUAAUUUCUUCUCUCAUAAAGGACAGUUUGACUCAACA